This is a messenger RNA of Trifolium pratense (red clover), 1374 nucleotides long. RefSeq names its product putative uridine kinase C227.14. Gene Ontology annotation, molecular function: kinase activity; ATP binding. The transcript has 11 exons. Gene Ontology annotation, cellular component: cytoplasm. The coding region runs from base 228 to 1130 and encodes 300 amino acids. Lineage: Eukaryota; Viridiplantae; Streptophyta; Magnoliopsida; Fabales; Fabaceae. The record is from RefSeq and is a predicted model, not a curated record.
GAAAGCAAGAAAAAUAAACAAAAAAACGCCGUUGCCGGGGAUCGAACCCGGGUCACCCGCGUGACAGGCGGGAAUACUUACCACUAUACUACAACGACCUUGUUGUUUAAUUUUCCAUCAAUCAUAAAUCUAUCUAAUCGAAUAACAAUAACUUGUUCUUCCGAAUUUUGCUUAAAAGUUUCAUCGUUCACCAUUGCUGAAUGUGUGUAUUCAUCUUGAGUGAGUAAAUGGAAGUAACCUUCGCCGCAGUUCCCUCCUUUCCGAUAACAAAAUCAGACACUUCCGAUCGAAAUUCGUGUUCACUCUCCAUCGCACGGCGUAACAAAUUCGUGCAGCUUUCAUUUUCCUCAACAAGCUUUCGUACUAACAAGAGUCCUCUCUUCAAGGUUUUAUCUGCCGAAAGGGAUCAUGUUCAAGUUGUAGAGGGAAGUGGUGUUGAUGAGAUAUAUGAUGCAUUGGUUAGAAGAAUUCUGCCUCCAGCGUCGGUUUUGUUAAAUCCUAAUUAUAAGUUUUUUGUUGGCUUGGCUGGUCCUCCAGGUGCUGGAAAAAGCACCAUAGCACAUGAAGUAGCCAGUCGCGUAAACAAGCUUUGGCCAGAGAAAGCUUCUUCCUUUGACUCUCAGGUUAAACCUCCUGAUGUUGCUAUUGUGAUUCCCAUGGAUGGUUUUCAUCUUUAUCGUUCUGAACUAGAUGCAAUGAAGAAUCCCGAGGAAGCGCAUGCCAGAAGGGGAGCUCCUUGGACAUUCAAUCCCAUGCGACUGCUUACGUGUCUCAAGAAUCUGAGAGUUCAUGGAUCGGUUUAUGCACCAUCAUUUGACCAUGGUGUUGGGGAUCCAGUGGAAGAUGAUAUCUUUGUGAACCUUCAGCACAAAAUUAUUAUCGUAGAAGGUAACUAUUUGCUCUUGGAAGAUGGGGUCUGGAAGGAGAUUUCAUCUUUGUUUGAUGAGAAAUGGUUUAUUGAUAUUGAUAUUGACAAAGCAAUGCAACGAGUUUUAAAGAGGCAUAUCUCAACUGGCAAGCCUGCAGACAUUGCUAAGCAGCGGGUAGAGAACAACGACAGACUCAAUGCAGAACUUAUAAUGAAGUCCAAGAAAAAUGCUGAUAUAAUAAUCAAGUCAGUUGAUUUCUGAGGAAUCAGUUUGUGCCAAGUCAAGCCAAAACGUCCAAUAAAAGUAAGUAUUAUAACUUUAGAAGGAUGUGUGUAAUAAAGGUUGUGAUUGGUUCAGAUCCUAAAAUUUCUUUACAGCUUUAGAGUAAGCAAAUAAUUUUGGCAAUGAGUCCAAGCAUCAUACGAAAGCCGCUUGGGACUGUCAAGGUCAAACAUGUAAUAUAAUAUGUGCUUUUGCAGCUAGUCAACUGCAUGUUCUUUCUCCA